AUGAAGUUGGUAUCGCUCCGAAUGUUCUCGUGGCGGUACUUGGCCUUGGCUUGGGUACUCUGCCUCAUCCUCUGGUUCGUAAGUUUCGACGCCAGGAUGCUGUCGGUGCAAGCCGUACCCAAAACCACCUUAAAUAAGUCCAAGCUCAUUUCACUUUUCACUCACUUCCAUCACAGAAAUGUCAACUUGAAGUCCAUAACAACACGGUCCAGUGUUUACGACGAGGUUUAUAGCCAGGUCAACAUCUAUGAUUUCUUGAAGAGGAACUCCAUCCAGGAUCGAUGCAUGCUGUACUUCAAUCAUCUAGCAAUGAGCAACCCUGAGUGGUUGGUCAACCCACACGAAUCUACAACGUUUGACCGAGAUGCGUUCCGUCUGUUUGAUUCUUUCCGGACCGAUCAGAUCAAGAAGUGGAACGACGAGGCAAAGAAAGCUGAGAGGGAGGGCCGUGAUCCUCCCGUCAAACCCACCGAGGAGAACUUGCGCCAGAAGUUCGAAAAUUUACGUCAUAAAGCUUUGACUGAUGAGCAGACUUUGCAUGACUUCGUCUCCCAUGUUCGAAUCUUUGAAAAGUGCUUCAUGCAUUCACAGGAUUCAACAGUCUUGAAACUCGAUAACAAGUUUGUCAAGACUCAACAAGAGUUCUUGAAAUCCAAUGUGAAGUACGAAUAUGACAUAGAAGAGUUGGAAAGCAUAGGAAAAUCAUACAAGGACAAACUUUUGUGUGGCGAAGUGGAACUGAAGAUCUUCCCAUUUUUGUCAAAUGAGUAUCCAUUGUUCGAAAGAUGGAAUCAGGAGACUUCAUAUUUUCCAGGAUAUGAAAAGAAAUUUGCAGACACUGGAUGUUUCCUCAAUGAUUUCAAGAAACGUGUUAAUGGUAAGGGAAUUGUCAUGACUCUUGGAAAUGGCCAUGUCGAGGAUGCUUCAAGAUUAAUUCGAGUGUUGCGUUACUUCAGAAACACUUACCCUAUUCAAAUUGUCUUCCAUAAUAACUUGUCCCCUGAAUCACGUUACAACUUGAUCAAGGCUGGAAGAAACGAUUACAUGGACUUUCCUCGGCAGGAUAUAUGGUUUGUCAAUGCCGAGAGAUCUAUUAAUGAGCAGUACCGCUCGAAAUUCGAUGGAUUUGCCAACAAAAUCAUGGCCAUCAUGUUUAAUUCGUUUGAAGAUGUCCUCUUCCUUGAUGCAGACUCUGUUAUCUUGAAGGAUGUCGACUAUUUUUUUAAGGUCAAGCGUUACGUCCAAACCGGAACUCUCUUCUACAAGGAUCGGUCUUCCUUUGAGUUUAGACCGGAGCCGGAUAAGGUUUUCUUCGAGAAAUUACUUCCUUCCGUCGAUGACUCCAUGGUGUUCAACAUCGCACAAACGUCAAACUACACGAUGAUGAACGAGUUCUUUGCCAAUAACUUCAAUCACUAUAUGGAGAGUGGAGUUGUGGUAGUGAACAGGAAGAAGCAUUUUAUGAUGCCAUUUAUGAUGGCUAUCAUAAACUUUUAUUCUGUAGUCUCCAGCAGAGUCUACGGAGAUAAGGAAUUGUUCUGGCUUGCAUGUGCCCUUCUAGGCGAUGAGACUUACGCUUUCAACCAAAACUUUGCCGCAGCUGUGGGAGAAUUGACUCCAGAACAUGAGCGUCAUAAAGACAUCAACGAAGUCAAGAGUUUCCACUCUCAGGAAAUCUGUUCAAAUCAUCCAAGUCAUAUUAGUGAUGAAGAUGACUCAUUGGUCUGGCUUAAUUCGGGUUUCCGAUUCUGUGGAAAUACUCACAAGAAAGAGAUGAGCUUUGAAAAGGAGUUUAGCCUGGGAAAGCGGUUUACAAAAAUGAAGACUUUGGAAGAAUUCAAGACAUUCUUCGAGUCAAAACUAAAAAUCACACAUGCCGUCAUUCCUCCAUACUAUAAGGACCAAAGACGUGCUGUCAAUUCGGAACAUGAACCCGAGGUCCCGUGGGUAAUGACAUCUUAUUGUAUUGGAUACUGUUGGUGUGCAUACUCUCUGAUCGGAGGCUAUAACAAGGCGUCAAAAGAUGAUGCCUCUACUCGACUAGAGGGAAAGGUGAUCGAGUUUUCUGAAAAGGACCAAGAGGUCUUCGGGGCGGUCGGAGACGUUUGGAUGGCAUCACUCAAUUAG
Messenger RNA from Sungouiella intermedia, 2127 nucleotides. The record is from the annotation of a GenBank genome assembly. Lineage: Eukaryota; Fungi; Ascomycota; Pichiomycetes; Serinales; Metschnikowiaceae.